UAACCAGGAAGUAAAUUGUAAACAGGAAAAAGUACUGCUAGAUACGGUCGAGCAGUAUUUUUGUGUACGAUCGGUACGGGAGUCGUAAUACAGUCCAGCUGCCGAUGAAAAGUAGAAGCUAUACGUGCUUGAUAUUGACCGCUAUGGUCUCUUUAUUAUUUCUUAUGAUGCUGCUAUACGAUGUGUUCAGCCCUCAGCAGGCUGGCAACUCAAUCCUCGGACAAGACUAUCAGCUACUGGGCAGGCCAUUGUACAAACUGGAUGUGACCUGGCCCAAAAACCCAGAACUCUUCUCUGGGAAUGUAUUUGGGGUGGCUGUCAACCAGUACGCUGGUGUCGUUUAUGUGGCACAGAGAGGGGACAAUGUGCCCAAGGUGCUGGUGUUUACAACAGAAGGCGAUUUCCUCAUGUACUGGAAUACAAGUACCUUAGAGAUGCCCCAUGGUAUAUUUUUAGCAGAUGCCUUGUCAAACCCAACUGUCUGGAUCACAGAUGUGGGAAAUGGUCCGUAUGGCCAUUGCAUCAAACAAUACUCACCAUCGGGGAAUCUUCUGCAGGUCCUUGGUACACCAGGGCAAGCUGGCUCCGGGCUUCAUCCGCUGCAGUUUGACCAGCCAGCUGAGAUCUUCGUCCAUGACUCCGGGGAAAUGUACAUAGUAGACGGUGACGGUGGGAUGAAUAAUCGCCUCAUCAAAUUAUCCAGAGAACAGGAAGUGUUGUGGGUUCAUGGAGAAAAGGGACAAGGCCUAGCUCAGUUCAACAUCCCUCACAGUGUGACAAUUGACAGUGCUCAAAGGGUAUGGGUGGCUGACAGGGCAAACAAGAGGAUCCAAGUUUUCAACUCCCUCACGGGGGGCUGGCUGGGAUCGUGGGGGAGCUGCUUCACUGAGGAUGCCCCUUACUCAGUCCGCCUCACCCCGGACAAGAAAUAUUUUGUUGUAGUCCAGCUCAACACCAACCAAAUUUCACUACUGGAGGCACCGCCGGUGGGUUUAAUUGGUCAGUGCAAGGUGGUCAGUGUGAUUCAACUUGCUGAUGAAGUCAAACCACAUUUGGUUGACUUGGACCUAAAAUCAGGGGCGCUUUACGUGGCUGAGAUUGGUGCCCAGCAGGCACAGAAGUUCACCCCUUUCAGCUUAGGUGGGACUUUCCUAUAAUACAGGAGCGAAAACAAACAAUUGAUGCAUAAAUGAAUGUCUUUUUUUUUUUUUUUUUAUCCAGACGUUGUGUGUAGUAUGUAUGUGUUUUCCCUGUUGCCCUCUUGGCCAGUUCUCUCUUUUGCCACCAGAGGGCGAUCUUUCACUUUCUUUGCGUGUUCGCUUCGCUUGAGUGCAAUAUGGUAUUUUCGUCAAACACGCAUGCGCAUAAGGUGAACUUCCACAAAGCAAACCCAUUAAACAAGUGUCAAUUUUGCUUUCAAAAUGGCAGGAAAAAAUGCACAGCUAAACGGAAAUAUCAAGAUGAACGCAGAGUGGGAAAGUUUCUAUUUUUUUGUUGAACGUAAUGACAAGCCAUUCUGCUUCAUAUGUCUGACGUCAUGUCAAAGCUUCAAAUCUUCAGCGCCAUGCACUUCAGCGCACUCCAUGCUAAAAAAAGAGGAUUGUUCAAGGCAAGGAACGCCACAAGUCGCACUAAGCAACAUGCAUAGUAAGUGAAAAAAUACAUUGUAAAUGAUUAUGUUUUUUGUUUGUGGACUUUGUUGAACUGACUGAAAUGACUGGCCUGUGGUCCAUUUCUGUCAUUAUCAUGUUGGAUACAUUUGGCUAAGCAGAGGUGUGUGUGUGUGUAAGAGCAAGUGAUGGGGUGAUGCUCAUGGUUUUGUUUCUACUUUGAAAUAUUGUAUGUGGAUAAUUGACCUCAUUGUGGCUGUCCUACUGUUUUUCUCCUUCCAAAGUUCAGCGUAAUGGGAUGUUCAUGCUGUUCAUACCUGCUAUGUACUUUAUGUGCUACUGUCUUAAAUGUUUUAUAUAAUCUAAAAGUAAAAAUCUCAAAAGAAA
Syngnathus acus (greater pipefish) is the source of this 1997-nucleotide messenger RNA. RefSeq names its product NHL repeat-containing protein 3-like. Gene Ontology annotation, biological process: protein polyubiquitination; proteasome-mediated ubiquitin-dependent protein catabolic process; negative regulation of translation. Bases 105 to 1157 code for a protein of 350 amino acids. NCBI's taxonomy places the organism in Eukaryota, Metazoa, Chordata, Actinopteri, Syngnathiformes, Syngnathidae. Gene Ontology annotation, molecular function: ubiquitin protein ligase activity; translation repressor activity; protein binding. The transcript has 3 exons. The record is from RefSeq and is a predicted model, not a curated record.